Molecule: messenger RNA, 3919 nt
Organism: Paramisgurnus dabryanus
Lineage: Eukaryota; Metazoa; Chordata; Actinopteri; Cypriniformes; Cobitidae
Product: leucine-rich repeat and fibronectin type III domain-containing protein 1-like protein
Molecular function (GO): protein binding
Source: RefSeq, a predicted model, not a curated record
UCAGCCCAAACUCAUAUGAAGCUUGCUAGGAUGCUUUAGAGCCACCAGGACCAUUUGAAAGCUGUUACUGCAACACGAUGGCAAGAUAGCAAGAUCCUUCUUGUUGUCAACGGACAGCACCGGGCGUGUCUGCAGCGUGGGCCGUGGGAGGUAGGACGUACCGUAAGUGGACCCGAUUCAACCCACCACUCCCAUUUACCGGCGGCAACCGCAGCGGGUGCGCGGAGGCGCGCUUCCUUCAGUCCGUCAUUUAUUUUAUACGCAAGAGGAGGAGACCCUGACAUUUGCGUCGCGGGAAGAACAUUUCAACCUACGGAGAGGAGUGAUACACUAGCGGACGCUUGGGAUGUUACUUGGUAUGAUGUUUGGAUAUACUGGAGUAGAGGCGAGGACUUGCACGGAUUAGAUGAAGCGCUUUCGUUGAUUUGGGCAGGAAAAGUAUGCUUCACAAAUACGUUCCUGCAAUUUUGUUUUUAGUCUAAAUGCAAUUGCAGUGAUUGAAUGUGUAUGUGAUGUGGAUACUGAAGGACAUCGUGCGUAACAAAUGAGACUGAGAUCAAUGCAUCAGAGCUCCAAAAAGACAGAUCUGCUUUGGUAAUACAGAGCCCAGUGUCCGCGCGUGGAUAUGUUAGUGUCUGUGGAUGCGAUGCCCUGCUUUAGCUGUCAACUCAUCUGAGAGUUCGCGCGCGCUCUCUGAGCGCUUUCGGAUUCACGGACUCUGAUCGGACCUGCCUGGCGAGCAAAGUUAAACACGACUGUGGUUUGAAUCCGAGACCGAGAGACAUCAAAAAUAAGACAGAUUGGUGUAUCAUAGUGAAUGAGUCAAUGACUGCUGUGGAGCGCCUGUAUCUGGCCCAAUAGUGUGGAGUCAUCACGCCCUGGGCUCUGAAGAGAGAAUGGACAGACGGCGGGACUUCAGGAUGGGGAGUAGACCUUUAUUUGGAUGGAGUGCCCCCAUGGAGAGGCUGCUUCUAUGCCUAGCUCUGUUCUCCUUAUCGUCCUAUGCUAUGCAGUGCCCCAAGCGGUGUACCUGCCAGAACCUGCUGCCCUCCUUUACUGUCCUGUGUGCCAAAACCGGCCUGCUCUUCGUACCGCCUAAUAUCGACCGGCAAACCGCAGAGCUGCGACUGAUGGAUAACUUCAUAACCACCCUGCGCCACAAAGACUUCGCUAACAUGAGCAGUCUCAUACACCUCACGCUUUCCCGUAACACCAUCAGCCAGAUCAGACCCUACGCCUUCGCCGACUUGCAGGAUCUGCACGCAUUGCAUCUGGACGGUAACCGACUGACGGUUCUGGAUGACACUCACCUGCAAGGUCUGGUUAAUCUGCGCCACCUUAUUCUUGCCAACAACCAGCUUCACAGCAUCUCGGUUGGAGCCUUUCAGGAUUUCUUAGAGACUCUUGAAGACCUAGAUCUGUCUUAUAACAAUCUGGCGGAUUUACCGUGGGACACUAUAGCUAUGCUCGCCAGCGUCAACACCCUGAGCUUGGACCACAAUCUUAUUGAGUAUGUGCCUGAAGGGAUAUUUUCUAAUCUACACAAACUGGCCAGGCUGGAUAUGACAUCCAACAAGCUCAAGAAAAUCCCUCCAGACCCUCUCUUCCUACGCAUCCCUGUUUACGCUAAAAUGAAAGGCUCUCCGUUGACAUCUCUGGUGCUCAGCUUCGGCGGUAACCCGCUACACUGCAACUGCGAGCUUGUUUGGUUACGCCGUCUCACUCGGGAGGACGAUUUGGAGACUUGCGCGUCCCCACGAGAGCUCGCCGGAAAGUACUUCUGGACCAUUCGAGAGGAGGAGUUUGUGUGCGAGCCCCCCAUGAUCACCCGUCACACCUCUAAGAUGUUCGUCAUGGAAGGUCAAGAGGUCAGCCUGCGCUGUCGAUCCGUCGGGGACCCCGAACCGACCGUCCACUGGGUCAGUCCUGACGGGAAGCUGAUGGGAAACACCACACGCACUAUGUGCUACGAAAAUGGUUCUCUUGAUAUCUUAACAGCCACAGUGAAAGAUUCAGGUGUGUUUACCUGUAUAGCCUCUAAUGCGGCAGGCGAGGCCACUGCACCGGUGGAACUGGUGGUAAAUCCCUCGCCGCAUUACGAUCCCAAACUGGAUCCCGAACCGGGACCAUCGGAUAUGCCUACUUCCAUAAAGUCCAACAGCAGCGGUAGCGGGGGACAUGCACGCGCGGAUCAGCGUGUCAGCGUUUCGGAAAUAACCUCAAAUUCAGUGAUAAUCCGCUGGCCUCCGCAAAGCCACAUCCCUGGAGUGCGCAUGUACCAGAUCCAAUAUAACAGCUCCACAGAUGACAUCCUCAUAUACAGAAUGAUUCCUGCCUCCCACAAGCUGUUUUUACUGAGUGAUCUGGCCUCUUCGCGGGACUAUGAGCUAUGCGUCUUGGCCGUCUACGAUGAUGGCAUCACAGCUCUCACUGCUACGCGAAUGGUCGGCUGCGUGUCAUUCUCGACGGAGCGAGAGUUUCGGCACUGUCGCUCAAUCCACGACCAGUUCCUGGGUGGCACCAUGAUAAUCGUCAUCGGUGGAAUCAUAGUGGCAUCAGUCCUUGUUUUCAUUUUCAUCCUGUUGAUGAAAUACAAACUUCACAGCCAGCACUACAAGCAGAAGGCCGCCCGUGUCAGUAACGUUUGUUCUCAAACCAACGGCGGCCAGCAGGGGGCAGCAUCAGGCCCUCCACCCAGGUCAUCUUCAUCAUCUGGUUCUUCCAGCAAGCCCUCUGCCCCUCUUGGGUUGGAGAGGCAAGAAGGGUCCCGCGGCUUAGAGGCGGGUUACGGGGCAUUGAGAGGUACGACGGUGGUGGACUUGAACCCGGAAUACGGAAAAUCAGUAAAAGAUGAAGAUUCCAUAUCGCAAUAACACAGGGUCAAAUCCCGCCUCCCCUCCCAUCUUCACAUCUCAACCCAUUCUGUUUUAUUUUCUGUUGCUGGGGUCCUGCUGAAUUACUGAGGAUUAUCUCCUGUCCAAGGGCAAACUUCUCGGUCUGGAAACUACAUGCAGAAUGCCAGAUUAAAUGGGUUGAGGCCAAUCUGUUAGUUGGACAAGCUGUGGGUGGACGGCAAAUACAACAGCAACUCUGUGUUCAGUUCUUUAUGCAAGACUCUCCCCCCAUACCACGGAUAUUAUGUGCUUCUUUGGAGCAUAUGAGCAAUUUUUUUUAGAAUCAUCAGAAUCCCUUUUAUGGAAGUUGAAAUCUAAACACAUCCCCUUGAAAGGAAGUUGCGGUUAAUCUUUAUUGAAACGUGGAAAGUGUUAUAUUUAAAAUAUCAGUGUUUGAUAGAUGAAGAAGCUCAGAUCCCAGCGAUGGUCCAGUGCCAAAGGAUUGACAUGUUUGGAUUGAAUGUUCUCUGAAGGUUCAUGUGGAUUCAGACUUAUCAAAGUUCAAUGAAAUAUUGACAAGUCGGUAUUGAGUUAACAUUUGUGGACCUUCUGGAGCACUUUAUUAUGGAUUCGACUGUAUUGUGUAAGCUAAUGACUCUGGCUCCCUCUCUUGCUCGCUCACUUUAUUUGGAAACUGAACACAUGGAUCGAUUUUGGGCUGAUUCACAAACAUGAGGAGUGUGUUCUUGGAAUCUGGAGAUUAGGUGGAACAGGGGAGGCACCACCAGAACAUUGAUCGUCACAGUGCACUAAAACUUUCAGACUCUGAUGUGUCAAUGAGGAUUUACGGUAAGGCGGUGAACUCUGCGUCUGACAGCAGACUGUGAAAGGCCAUGAAAAAUAUUCUGCAGGCCUCUUUCACAUCCGGCCUGCUGAAAUAUAUACUGUUCUUAUUUUCCUCCGAUUGACUGUAUCUGUAUUUGUAUGUGAAGUACACCUUCAACCAUCUCUGAUUUCAAUUGUUUGAUUUCGAAGAGAAAAUAAUAAAAAUAUGGGAUGGAAUUUUAUGCUUUCAUAGGUACUCU